Molecule: messenger RNA, 1521 nt
Organism: Acanthosepion pharaonis
Lineage: Eukaryota; Metazoa; Mollusca; Cephalopoda; Sepiida; Sepiidae
Source: the annotation of a GenBank genome assembly
AUGAGCAUCCUGCGAGAGCUCCAUGACAUGGCAAGCCAACAUGAAAUCAUUGCAGAAAACACACAGACACUCAUCAUCAAGGAAAUUCAGCAACUUAUUGUAGAAUUGAAGCAGGAAAGAAAAAAGGGUUUACAAGAAGGUACCAGAGUCCAUCAACAUUUAUUACUUUCCACACAGCAACUGGACAAGACAAAGAAACAAUAUGAAAGAGCAUUCAGAGAAGCUGAAAAAGCAUUGGAAGCUUACAGAAAAGCAGAUGCUGAUAUUAAUUUGUCUCGAGCAGAAGUAGAAAAGCAAAAAAACAUCUCCAUAUCCAAAACUCAGUUUUCAGAAGAUUGUAAGAAUGAUUAUGCAGCACAGCUGGAAAAUACAAACAAACAUCAAAGAGAUUAUUACUCCUCAUUAUUGCCAAAUGUGUUCCAGCAAUUACAAGACAUGGAUGAGAAAAGGAUAAGCAAGCAGAAACAUUUUUUAAAAAAUAUUGCAGAUACAGAGAAAAAAGUGUCCCCUAUUAUAAAUAAAUGUAUAGAAGGCAUGUAUAAGGCUGUGGAAUCUAUUAGUCCAGAAGAGGAUUCCAGGUUAGUAGUGGAACUCUACAAGUCUGGUUUUGCACAUCCAGUUGACCUCCCAUUUGAAGACCUCAGCUGCCCUAAUCAUGGUGACAAUAACUCCCAUGCUCCUGCACCACGAUCACAAUCAUCAACUGAUUUUAAAAAUCAGAACAAACCAGGAACAACAGCAGGCCGAACUAAAAAGAGAGGCGGACUCUUCUCAUUAUUUGGUUCUUCAAAGGUGGAUGAUCAGAAAGAAGAUUUUAGUGAUCUACCACCUAACCAAAGGAGAAAGAAACUUCAACAAAAAAUUGACCUUAUCAACAAAGAGAUUAGUAAAGAAACAGCAGAAAGAGAAGGAAUGUUGAAAAUGAAAGAUGUGUAUAUACAAAAUCCUGCUCUUGGGGAUGCUAGUAGCUUGGACAAGAAACUUGAAGAGAAUGCACAAAAGCUUGACAGAUUGAAUCAAGAAUUGAUUAAAUUUGAGAACUACAUGGCUGAUGCAGAAGGGAAGAUAGUAAGAAGACACAGUACUGCUAAUGAUUCAUUAUCCAACAGUCCAUCAGAAAGCAGUGUUCAGUCUAACUUAGGACCCUACAUAUCUGCACCUGGCACUCCCAUAGCACAUCACUAUGCGCACAGUACUUGCGGAGAAGACGGGGAAAAUGGGCCAAUAGCUGGGGGUGAAGGAGAAUUAGAUGAUGUUCCAGAUGGAGAGGGAGAACUUGAAUAUGCUGACCAGGAGACCCCUGAAGAAGAAUUUGAUGAUUUCCCUGUGAUUGGGACUUGUCGUGCCCUUUAUCAAUUUGAAGCUAUGAACGAAGGUUCAAUAUCCAUGGAAGAGAAUGAGGAAAUGGUUGUUCUCGAGCAGGACCAAGGAGAUGGUUGGACCCGCGUUCGCAAGGCUAAUGGCCUUGAUGGUUUCGUUCCGAGUUCUUACAUUCAGUGUACAUUGUAUGAUCCACUCUAG